UUCCAAUGCGCGGAACGGAUCCCAAUUGUGAAUUUAUCAACGCAAGUGUAGGCACUGACAAUGGUUACUGUAUACAGUAAUCGUUAUGCUAAAUUUUUGGUGUUUUUAGUUUUAUGAGUGAUAUAAAUAAAGAAGCAAAUCACAUAUGUUCCUCACAAAUUAUUCAAAAUGCCUGAUGAAAACAGUGGCUCCCAAUAUUCUACUUGCGUUGGCCUGAUAUAUAUUUUUAAUUUAAUAGUUGGUACAGGAGCAUUAACAUUACCAGCUGUUUUUAGUCGUUCAGGAUGGUUACUUGGUGUGAUAGUUAUUUUAAUUUUAGCCCUAAUAAGUUUCAUUUCUGUUACAUUUGUAAUAGAAGCAAUGGCAUCGGCUAACGCUUUAAUUAAAUGGAAACGUAUUCAGCACAAUAAACAAGAAGUUAAUGUACAAGAUUCAAAUGAAUCGUUAUCUGAGGGAAUUGAAUCAAUAAAAGAAACUACUUCCGAGGAUUGUGAGGAUACACCUCUUGUUAAUCAACUAGCGGACAAUUUAGAACAAAACGAAUUAACAUAUAGAUAUUAUGUUAUUGAUGAGAAAAUCGAAUUGGGAGAAAUGGCAUCCAUGUUCUUCAGUAAAUUUGGAAUAGUUCUAUUUUAUACAUGUUUAAUUGUUUAUCUCUAUGGUGAUUUGAGCAUUUAUGGUGCAGCUGUGGCAAAAACUUUAGCCGAUGUAGUUUGUACAUAUAUACCUGAAAAUUUCACAAUCAAUGACACAAUUCCAGAUACUGCAGCAUGCUGGAAAAAUUCAAAAUAUAACAGACAAGAUGCCUACGAAAAUUAUUUGACACUUUUUUUAGUAGUGAUGGGAUCUUUUGCAUUCUUUAACGUUCAAAAAACCAAAUAUUUACAAUAUUUAACGUCAGCAAUGCGAUGGCUUGCUUUUAUUAUAAUGAUUAUAUUUGCUAUACAAAAAAUUAUUGCCAAUGGUCCUCAAGGAAAUCCAGCAGCUGUCAAUUUAUCAGGAAUUCCAAGAUUGUUUGGAGUUUGUGUUUACUCAUUUAUGUGUCAUCAUUCACUUCCAGCUUUGGUUGCUCCAAUAAGCAAUAAGGGAACACUCAACAGGUCAUUAGCAUUUGAUUAUUUGUUAAUUGCCUUUUUCUACUUGAUAUUAGCUUUAACGGGUACUUUUGCUUUUGCCCAUUUGGACGAUUUGUAUACAUUAGAUUUUGGUCCACGAGUACCUGGCAAUAUUUCAAAUUUAUUUGUAAAAAUAAUUGAAUAUUUUUUAACUUUGUUUCCUGUUUUUACAUUAAGCACAAAUUAUCCAAUAAUUGCAAUUACCUUGAGAAAUAAUUUACAAACACUUUUAUUUAAGCAAGAUACGAGAUAUAAUUUUAUUAUUCGAAAUAUAUUAGUACCCAUUUUUGUUAUACUGCCACCAUAUUUUGUUGCAAAAUAUACUAAAGAUUUGUCAAUUCUUGUUGGAAUUACUGGCUCUUAUGCAGGUGCUGGAAUUCAAUAUAUAAUUCCAACACUUUUAGUUUAUUAUGCUAGACGUCAAACUAGUGAGAUAAUUGGACUUGGUGUUAUGAAUAAUUUUGCGAGUCCUUUUAAAAGUAUUUAUUGGCUACUUUUUGUUUUUGUAUGGUCAAUAGCUUGUAUGAUUUUAGUUUCGGUGAAUUUGAUUGAAAUUCAUUUGAAUCCAAAGUAAAAAUUUACUUUUUAAUUAAAAAAAAAAAAAAAUGAGAUUAGGUUUCAGAUUUGAAACAUCUUUGAUUUUUGAUAUUAGAUCUGUUGUACUUUUAAAACUGCCUUGUGAGAAUGAAAUUCAAAUAGACAAUACUCUGGCACAAGUCAAGAUACAUACGUGAUAAAAUAUAAAUAUUAUGUCAUUUUUACAUAAUAUUGUUUUAAAAAAUAUUUUUAAUUUGUCUUUAUUUUGAUUUAUUUUUUUUUAUUUAGAAAAAUAGUAAUAAGUGUAAACACUUAUUUCAAUAGAUUUUAAUUUCAACUUGUUAAAGUAACUAUUAAUUUUUUUCAAGUAAUCAUUUGCAUUUUUAAUGGCCUAUUUUUAAAAACUUAAUAUAAGAAGUAAAAUAAAGAUAAUAUAUAUUUUUUAAAUAUACAAAAUAAUUAUAAAUUGAAAAAAAUGGUGCCAAUUUUAAUACUGCAGGAAAUUAAUGAUAAUUAUAAUAGAUAGUUUAAAUAUUUUGCUAAAUAGAAAAAAAUGAUCUUCUAUUUAGAUAUAUUUAAAAUAUAUUCCCUUACUGAUAGAUUUUAAUUCAUGAUUUGAAAUUUGUUUUUCUUCAAUACAAAUUAUUUAUCAAGAAACGAAAUUUUAAAUUUAUCAAUUAAAAUUGGCAAUUUUAAAGUUCCUACAAUUUAAAAU
Leptopilina boulardi is the source of this 2367-nucleotide messenger RNA. Its product is annotated as transmembrane protein 104 homolog. The transcript has 4 exons. The coding region runs from base 169 to 1689 and encodes 506 amino acids. The record is from RefSeq and is a predicted model, not a curated record. Lineage: Eukaryota; Metazoa; Arthropoda; Insecta; Hymenoptera; Figitidae.